Scophthalmus maximus (turbot) is the source of this 5073-nucleotide messenger RNA. RefSeq names its product cilia- and flagella-associated protein 43. Lineage: Eukaryota; Metazoa; Chordata; Actinopteri; Pleuronectiformes; Scophthalmidae. Gene Ontology annotation, biological process: cilium assembly; sperm axoneme assembly. Gene Ontology annotation, molecular function: protein binding. Gene Ontology annotation, cellular component: axoneme. The transcript is spliced from 36 exons. The coding region runs from base 113 to 4921 and encodes 1602 amino acids. The record is from RefSeq and is a predicted model, not a curated record.
AUGUUUUCUGGUUGCCAGGGUUACGCAGUGACUUGCGCGUUUGUUUUGUUUGUGGAGGCGGUGGCGGGGGAAAGUUGAGUUUUGUUGUUUGUAGAUUUGAUUGUGUGUUAAAAUGGAUGACAUCGGGGGUUUGGAAGUCAGGUGGAUACAAGGUUUUACAAACAAAACCGUCGAGUUUGUGGAUAAUGAAACAGUAUGUUACGCAUGCGGGAAUCAUAUCUGCUUCCUCAGACUGGACACGAAAUUGCAAAGUGUGCUUCAGGGUCCUGGCAGGGCCAUCGGUGCAUUGACAGCCAGUGGCAAGAGUGGGAUCUUCGCUUUUUCUGAGCAGAAGUUAUCCCCGUCUAUCUUUGUGUACGUUUACCCUGAGCUCCAGUUGAAGAAUGAACUGAAAGGGACAGCACAACUGGACUACACGUCGCUGACAUUAAGCGAUGGUGGUCCCUAUUUGGGCUGUUGUUCCUCUCUUCCAGACCACACCAUAACAGUGUGGAACUGGGAAACUGCCGAGCAAAUCUGCACACGACCACAAGCUGGGAAAGAUGUCGUUUCUUUGGUGUUCAACCCUUUGAGCUGCCUCCAGCUUUGUGCUCUUGGCUCUACCUCCAUCACCGUCUGGAAUAUUGAAAGGAGUGCCAGCCUUCAUGUGCUAAAACCAAGUGUGAUAGAGCUUCCUGCUACCGAUGGUUCCUUUGCUGAGAGAUUGGGGCCCACCUCUUAUCCCGUCCGGGCGAAACCACCCUACUUUGGUCCAGAGUUGCCUCCUGUGUUUACGCAGACAAAACUCAGCACCAAAGCCAGGCUGACUCCCAGCACCAUCUGCUGGACAUCCACGUCAAAGCUGCUCGUGGGCUGUGCGGAGGGAUUUCUGCUGCUCAUUGACCCCGUGAGCCGCUCUGUCUCCGUCCUCUUCAACCCCACAACCCCUGAUGCCGACCCUGAUCUCAGACAGAGCAGCUUUCAAGUUUUAACCCUCAACAAGAAUAGUUUGAUCACUGUGGGGAAGGACAGUGUGGUGCACAGUCUUCAAAUCAACGGGACUCAGAUCAACAUCACGCACACGUGGCAGUUAGAAGGGCCUGCCACCACUGCGAUGUACUCCCCUGACUGUGAAACUGUACUUUUAUCUUCUAAUACAGGGCAGAUCUAUGUGUUGAACCCAACUCGGACAAACAAGAUAGUGAAAGUCCUGGAUGUCCUCUGCGGAAAGUUUGCGGCGGCAGCUUGGGCGCGCACUGACAAGAACAUUUGUGUGUCAGUGAGGGAUUCUGGCGAACUGCAGCUGUGGUCCGUGGAUGGCAUGCGCCUCGGCUCCGUGUCUCUUCAAGCUGAGGUGACAAGUCUGGCCUGCUGUCCUAUUGCACAGUACGCAGCUGUAGGAACAACGUCAGGAAAUGUCCUCUUCGUUGACCUGAGCAGGGAGCAGGAGCCUCGCCUGGUGCACCAGGUUCACCUCUGCAACACUCCUGUGGAUCACCUAGUUUUUGAUCAAGAGGGGAACUACCUUCUCACCGGAGCUUCAGAUUCACGUAUCUUUGUAAUAGAUGCAAAGCCAUCAAAGAAGUUUUCAGUCCUAGGAUGCACAGUUGUUCCUGGACCCAUUCUGUCACUUUCCACUCAGUGCAUCAGGGACUGUGAGAAGGUGACAGUUCUUGCGCUGUGCGCCGGACAGGAGGGCAAACACCGUGAUGGUCGCCUGCUCACACUGCUCUCUCUGCCUGCAAAGGACCUUACAGGUCCUGAUUGUGUAGACCGACACGGCUGUCUGUCUUCUCACGUCCUCCAAGUGUCCAGAUACGAAGUGCCUCAUCCACUUACAUCCUGUGUCCUGGGCGUCAGCGAGGUCUUUGCUCACUGCCAGAGGAGGAAAACUCUACAGCGCUUUCGGCUCCCCCAGGACACGGCAGGUCUCGGAAGUCAGCAGGUCGUCCGGCUGAACCCGGAGCAGGAGGUGAAGGGUCAUCCUCUGGGCCCCGCCUGUCUGGUUCUGUCUCCUCAUCAGUUAUGGCUGGCAUCCGCCGGCAGAGACGGCCUGCUGCGCAUUAGAGAGACUUCUUCCAUGGAGCGGUACACUGAGCUCCAGUGUCAUCCGUGCCGCCUCGGCGGAGUUCGGAGUCUGACCUUCUCCACUGACAGCCUGACACUCCUCACUGCUGGCUGUGAAGACGGCUCUCUGGUGUGCACCAAUCUCAGAAUUAAAGGUGUGGAAGCUGAGAUGAACAAAGUGACACAGAAUGGUCAGCCCAUGGCUCAUUUCUUGAAGGAUAUAUUCAAUACAGAGAACCCUGUCCUCACUGACUUGCCUCGGUGGAGCCAAGAAUCUUGUGUUGGCUCUGAAAACCCAGAGGAAAGUGAGGUAAUGAAAGAAGAGAAUGAGAAAUGCUCAGAGACAAAGGAAAACCUGAGGAAAACCAUCCAGGAGUUACGUGGCACUAUCCAGGAGAUGCUGCGUGAAAAUGAGAACGUCCCAGCUGCGGAGCGUCUGGCACAACACGAGCUCAACCUGGAUGUUGAGGGUCAGAGGGGUCUAGAUGCCAUGGUGGAGCAGGAGGCUACCAGGGUGAGGGAAGAAAUUGAGUGGGAGAUUUUGGCCAAACGUUUCCUCCGUGACGUCCUCAAGAGACAGUGCUGGGAUUCAUUGAAGGUCAAGAGCAGGUCCGUUAAGGGGUUUCACUGUGAACAUGAGGUGAAGAACUACCCUCUGAAAGAGCGAACAGAGAAAGAGGUGGAGGAACUUCAAAGGGUUCAGAAUAUGAGGAAGAUUGAAAUGGCCGCCAGCACCCAGUGUGGCCUUAAGAAAACUUCCAGUGCAAGGGAGGAGGAGCAAGAGGAGGAAGACCUCACGGCAGAGAGUGGUGUGGUUACGGGAAGUUUCUCCGCUCAGUUAGGAUAUUCAAAUCCUUACAUCUACGAUCAGUUCAUUGUGCGAACCACAGAACAGAAGGUCAACCAGAUAAUUCUGCUACAGGAUGUGAUUCAUCGCAUCAAGACAGCUUUCAACGCUGAAUUUGAUGCCGUGCACAGGCAGAAGGUGCAGGAGCUGAACCAUGUGAGAGAAAGGAACAGACACAUCAGGGAGAUCCUGCUGGAGCUGGACAUGAGGCAGGAGCUGUGGGAGCCCAGCCUGACCAACAGUGAGUGGCCAGAGAGGCUGUUCACUGUGGACGACUCUGAGAUAAAGGCAGAAAAGUAUCUCACCCCAGAACAGAGAGAGGAAGAGGAGAGGAAGGAGUUGGAGGAGCAAAAGCAUUUAGCUGCCAAGGGUGAUAAUUUCAUGAAAAAGGGUCUGGAUGACAUGAUGGAUGGAUUGCUUGAAGUGAAAAAAGAGGACAUCUUGAAAAUUGAAAUAACUCAGCCUGAGUUUGCUUUGACCAAACCUGACAGUCACUGGAGUGAGGAGGAGAAAAAGGUCUAUAAACAGUAUGAAAAAAAAACCAAAGACCUGAGUGAGAAGAAAGAGAAAUACAAAAAGUUACGGGAAACUGAAAUGAAAAGACUCCAAGUAUCCACCAAGGAUGCAACCAAAGGUUUUGAUGAAACUUUGACAAAGCUUUUUGAGAAGAAAGUAAAAUGUGAGAUGACAAUAUAUCAGGAAAAGCUCAAGAUCACUUAUCUUGUUUAUUCAGUAAUCCUAGAAGAGGAGAUGAGAAAUCAAGAGCUGGAUCUCAAGCUCAAACUUGGAAAAACACUGGCAUACAGGGAUGAACGUGAGGAGGAGGUGAAGAGACAUGAAGAAGAAGUAGAAUUGUUUCUCGAGACCUAUGACACCAUUGUAGCCGAGGACAAACUUCUUGACAAGGAGUUCAGGAAGGAGUUCUUUGAUGUACCUGCAAAUGUUGUUGAUCACUUGUAUAAGCUGUUCAAGCGAAGACCCAGGGUUCAAAAGUUGAGGACUGACAACAAACUCAACCUGUUCAAAGAGCAGAGUCUGUGGGGUUCCCUGGCUCCCGACGCAACUGACAAAAUGAGUAAGGCCAUGGAAGAGCAGGAUGCUCCAGAAAAUACACCAGAGGGCUUGAACCCAUCAGUCUGGAAGAGAUUCUGUCUUGUCCGCCGAGUGAAAAUAGAGAGUGAACAUAAGGUAAAUAUAAAUUCUUUGACUCUUGCUGAGAUGCAGAAGUCCAUACAGGAGAGGAGAGCCGAGAAAGAGGCUGCUCAACAGGAAAUUAACAAUCUCUCUGACGAACUUGAAAGUCUACAUAAGGAGAAGAACCGUUUCCUGAUGGACAUCAUGGUCCAGGUCAUUGUCAAACAGGGCCAGGUGUACACCACAGACGAGACCGCUGACUUCCCUGAAUAUGUACUUCUCCACAAGGGUGUGGUGGAAGACCUCAACAAAACCAUCAGGAUGCUCGGAGGGCAGAACAUAGCCUCCAUGGUGCAGCGCAAAGACUUCCGUAAGAACACCUUCCUGCUGGAGUGGAAGCACAAGAUCAUGACGAUGCAGAUAGAGGACCUCAAUAAUAAGGCGAGGGACAUCCAGAGGUUACAUCUCUCUGAGGAGCGACAGGAUUAUCUCAACAAGAGAGACUUAAACAGUCGUGUGUCCCAGCAAGUGUCCGUCCUGGAGAAAACAAUAGCCUUCCAGGAAAAGGCUCAUCUACACAAUGUGCAGCGUUACAAGAAUAAGAUUAAAGAGCUUAAAAAGCAGGCGGCAAUGAAAGCCGAGAAGAACGCCGUUUCAGAACAGCAGCUCCCUAAUAUGCAGGUGACAGUGGCCGAGAGGAGACACAUCGAUGAAGCAAUAGCCUCAGAGGAGAAUCAGGCAGCAACAGAGGGACGUCACCGGGAAAUUGUUCUGAGGAAGAACUUGGAGGACUUUGCCAGAGCACAGGCGGAGGAUCUGGUUGUCCUCUGGGCAGAACUUGAGCGACUGAGGAUGAAGAACUUUCCAUCACUUGAUCAGCUGAAACACUACUGAGCAAAGCAAAAUCUCUUCCAACACAUAACGGGGUUUUAUUUACACUUCUCUCCACAAGUAAAGUGAGAUUUACAAUGACAUUUACAACUCAAACUGUGAAUGAAAAAAAAUAGCAGCAACAAAUAAAAUUAACUAGCUCUGGAUAUUUGAAA